CGGGGGUCGGGGGCUCCGAGGACCCUGCCCCGCGCUCUCUCGCCCCCAUCCCUUUUUCUGGACCGAGAUCCCGGGGCUCCACGUGCCGCCCCCUCGGGUUCCGCGCCCCGCACCCCGGCGGCUCCGGGCCCGCCCUCCCGCACCACACCGCGGGGCGCCGGCAGGAUGUACCCCCAGGGAAGGCACCCGACCCCGCUGCAGCCGGGUCAGCCCUUCAAGUUCUCCAUCCUGGAGAUCUGCGACCGCAUCAAGGAGGAAUUCCAGUUUUUGCAGGCUCAGUACCACAGCCUCAAACUGGAGUGUGAGAAGCUAGCCAGCGAGAAGACUGAAAUGCAGCGACAUUACGUCAUGUACUACGAGAUGUCAUAUGGACUCAACAUUGAAAUGCAUAAGCAGGCUGAGAUCGUGAAGCGGCUCAGCGGGAUCUGCGCGCAGAUCAUUCCAUUCCUCACCCAGGAGCAUCAGCAGCAGGUGCUGCAGGCAGUGGAUCGGGCCAAGCAGGUGACAGUGGGGGAGCUGAACAGCCUCAUUGGGCAGCAGCUCCAGCCACUGAGCCACCAUACCCCCCCUGUGCCCCUCACCCCUCGCCCAGCCGGGCUGGUAGGCGGCAGUGCCACGGGGCUGCUUGCCCUGUCUGGGGCACUGGCUGCACAGGCCCAGCUGUCAGCGGCUACGAAAGAUGAUCGAGAUCGCGAUCGCGUCAGCGUGGAGGUGGAGGGCUGCAGAGCGGAGAGAGCCCCGAGCAGGGCCCCUGUCUCUCUGCAGAGCGCGUCCCCCUCUCCUCCAGAGAGUCUGGUGGAGGAGGAGAGGCCCAGCGGCCUAGGUGAUGGUGGAGAGCAGCAGAGACUGGAAGACAAGGAGGCAUCAGGACCUUAUGAAAGUGACGAGGACAAAAGUGAUUACAAUCUCGUGGUGGACGAGGACCAGCCCUCAGAGCCCCCCAGCCCAGCUACUACCCCCUGUGGAAAAACACCCAUCUGUGUCCCUGCCCGGAGGGACCUUGUGGACAGUCCAGCCUCCCUGGCCUCCAGUUUGGGCUCACCACUCCCCAGAAACAAGGAGCUCGUCCUGAGCGAUCCUCCUGCCUCCAAGUCUUGUGACUCGUCCCCACCUCAGGACGCAUCCACCCCAGGACCCAGCUCAGCCAGUCACCUGUGCCAGCUGGCGGCCAAGCCAACACCGUCCACAGACAGCAUUGCUCUGAGGAGUCCGCUGACCCUGUCCAGUCCUUUCACCUCGUCCUUCAGCCUGGGUUCCCAUGGCACUCUCAACGGAGACCUCUCCAUGCCUAGUUCCUACGUCAGCCUGCACUUGUCCCCCCAGGUCAGCAGCUCUGCGGUGUACGGACGCUCGCCCCUGAUGGCGUUCGAGUCCCACCCCCACCUCCGAGGCGCUUCCAUUCCCUCCUUGCCCAGCAUUCCCGGAGGGAAGCCGGCCUACUCCUUCCACGUGGCGGCCGACGGCCAGAUGCAGCCGGUGCCCUUCCCGUCGGACGCGCUGGUGGGAGCGGGCAUCCCCCGGCAUGCGCGGCAGCUGCACACGCUGGCCCACGGCGAGGUGGUGUGCGCCGUCACCAUCAGUGGCUCCACGCAGCACGUGUACACGGGAGGCAAGGGCUGCGUGAAGGUGUGGGACGUGGGCCAGCCCGGCGCCAAAACGCCCGUGGCCCAGCUGGACUGCCUGAACCGAGACAACUACAUCCGCUCUUGUAAGCUGCUGCCGGACGGUCGGAGUCUGAUCGUGGGCGGCGAGGCCAGCACCCUGUCCAUCUGGGACCUGGCGGCGCCCACGCCGCGCAUCAAGGCCGAGCUGACCUCCUCGGCCCCGGCCUGCUAUGCUCUGGCCGUCAGCCCCGACGCCAAAGUCUGCUUCUCCUGCUGCAGCGACGGGAACAUCGUGGUGUGGGACCUGCAGAACCAGACCAUGGUCAGGCAGUUCCAGGGCCACACCGAUGGGGCCAGCUGCAUCGAUAUCUCGGACUAUGGGACCCGGCUGUGGACAGGGGGCCUGGACAACACGGUGCGCUGCUGGGACCUGCGAGAGGGUCGCCAGCUGCAGCAACACGACUUCAGCUCCCAGGUCUUCUCCCUGGGACAUUGCCCCAGCCAGGACUGGCUGGCCGUGGGCAUGGAGAGCAGCCACGUGGAGAUCCUGCACGUUCGCAAGCCGGAGAAAUACCAGCUGCACCUGCACGAGAGCUGCGUGCUGGCCCUCAAGUUCGCAUCCUGCGGGCGCUGGUUCGUGAGCACAGGCAAGGACAACCUGCUGAACGCCUGGAGGACACCCUAUGGGGCCAGCAUCUUCCAGUCAAAGGAGUCCUCCUCCGUCCUGAGCUGCGACAUCUCCAGGAACAACAAGUACAUCGUGACGGGCUCAGGAGACAAGAAGGCCACCGUGUACGAGGUCGUCUACUGAAGCUGGGGGGGGGGGCGUGUCCCCAACUCGACUCCUAUCCAGACGUCAGGAUAGAGAUGCUGUCAGGCCCUUCCUUCCUUGCUAGGUCUGAGAGCAGUACAUCCCCUGGCCUAAUGCCUUCUUCCCGGCUGCAGAGGGGACAGUGGACAGAAGGUGUUGGGGAAAUAAAUGUAUUUAGCACA
Jaculus jaculus (lesser Egyptian jerboa) is the source of this 2597-nucleotide messenger RNA. RefSeq names its product TLE family member 2, transcriptional corepressor (gene Tle2). The transcript is spliced from 20 exons. Bases 166 to 2415 code for a protein of 749 amino acids. Gene Ontology annotation, molecular function: transcription corepressor activity; protein binding. Gene Ontology annotation, biological process: regulation of DNA-templated transcription; negative regulation of canonical Wnt signaling pathway. The record is from RefSeq and is a predicted model, not a curated record. Lineage: Eukaryota; Metazoa; Chordata; Mammalia; Rodentia; Dipodidae. Gene Ontology annotation, cellular component: transcription regulator complex; nucleus.